Molecule: messenger RNA, 1200 nt
Organism: Aspergillus pseudotamarii
Lineage: Eukaryota; Fungi; Ascomycota; Eurotiomycetes; Eurotiales; Aspergillaceae
Exons: 2
Coding region: 1-1200 (399 amino acids)
Source: RefSeq, a predicted model, not a curated record
AUGGGAAGGGACCGUCCAUGGGGAAGACAAGGCGUCACCCAACCACCUUCUCCUCGACUCGGUCCUACCUUGACCACGAUCGAGCACGAUGAUCUACAUUUCUCAAGGAAGGACUGGAAAAUCACCGACGUCCGUGAUAUUGCAUCGUACAACUGGUUGAAUCGGAAGACUGCAACCAUUAUGAUCCCCGGGAAGCCACCUGCCUGGACCCCUUUGUCUGAACCGACCAAGCUCAAAGAAGACGCGGGCCAAUACUUUCGUGACCAGAAUGCCGCCCGAUACCCCUCCUAUCCCUUCCAGCCUGCAGUUGAGGCGAUCUUUGAAACAUAUCCAGGCUUCCCCACUGCCGAAGUAGACAUCGUGGGCUGUGGUAGUACAUUGGGCAAUCUGCUGCGUUUCGCCAGGAAUAUUGAUAAGAAGUUUCGCUUUGUCGUGCAAUGUGUGGGAAGGACCGUGUUCCUGAUCCGCAGAGAGAAUUCACCCACUCAGACAAUUCCUGACGUUCGGGGCUACGGUCAUACAUUCCCAGAAGCCUAUACCACGUGGGAUGCAGAGGUCAAAGGGUCCGACUCACAUCAGCGGAUUAUUCAGUAUUCUCUUGGAGGAUUGAACUGUCUCGUUCGAUUCGAGGCGGAUGGGUACCACCUUGACUUGAUUGCUGAGAAAAGCCCGGGAGAACACUCUACGAAACAGGGCAGUGCUGCGCAGGAUGAGAGGACGGUCGAUCAACUCCUAGGUGCUUUCAAUGAUAGCUCAAUCAGUUCAUAUUAUUCGGCCAACAAGGCUCUGACUAGGGAAAUCGGAGGAGGAUACAUUCCCCAGGCAGCCAUCUUCGACCUUAAGACCCGUUCCAUUCGCCGGAAGGAACAGGACUUCCUAGGGGAACAGCUGCCUCGGUUGUGGAUCUCCCAAAUUCCCAAUACUGUUCUUGCCUUCCAUCGUUUUGGGGUGUUUGAAGAAAUACAAAAGACUGACGCUCGAGAGAUGAUCGGAAAGUGGGAAACCGAGGAAGAAGACAGCCUACGUAAGUUUGUGGAAUUGUUGAAUAUGUUGGUAGCGUUUGCGAGGGGCCAGCCCGAUGGUCAGUUGGAAGUGUUCCACGAUGAAGGCAGUUCGGUCCUGGAGUUGAGGGAGGUUGGAGACAAUGUUAAUAAAGCUCUACCGGAGCAGGUUGAAGACAGGUGGGUUUUGAAUGGUUGA